AUGAGCAUCGGUUCAUCUCGGAAAGAGGUACUGUCACGUGUCGUGCACGCCUAUGACGGUCCUCAGCUUUACGACCAUAAAUAUUGCGGCGUCAAGCAGCUUAUAUUAACGUGCGGAGGUCGUUCACCGAGAAUGAAUUACGCUCCCGGCUUCGGUACAUUCGCCGAAAGCGCAGAAUACACGCAAAUUCCCAACCUCGACGCUAAGAUUAUUACGUCUGUGGAAGAGAAGCGAAAACAAAAUAGAGGAAUGAACGACGUGUUGUACAACUGCGUUUGCGGUACCGGCCGUCGCUGA
Molecule: messenger RNA, 297 nt
Organism: Soboliphyme baturini
Lineage: Eukaryota; Metazoa; Nematoda; Enoplea; Dioctophymatida; Soboliphymatidae
Source: the annotation of a GenBank genome assembly